GUCAGCCUGGCCAAGCGAAAAGAGAGAGAGAAAAAAAAAGAACAGCGAAAUGCCACUCCUGCUCCUACCGCCAACGGUGUGCGCCACCGGAGCAGCGGCAGCGCCGGCGUCGUCGGCCGCGUUCUCGCGGCCUCCGCCGUCUUCAAGGCUCCGCUGCUCCCAUCUCCCCUUCGCGUUCCCGCGCCUGAGGAAAUACGGGCGCCGCCACCGCGAGCCCGUGGCUGCCCCCACCUCCGAUGACAACGACGAGGAGGAGACGGAGGCGGAGGACGGAGACUACGACGACGACGACGAGGAGGAGAUAGAGAUGGCGGUAGACGAGGAGGAGUUCCUGGCGACGCGGCCCAAGCCGAUGGGGUUUGGCGAGGGGAAGACAUACUCCACCGACAUUGAGGAGCAGCUUCUCCGGGAGAUGGGCCUCGGCGGGGCGCGGAGCAGAGGCGAUGCGACCUCGGCUAAGCGCCGGGAGGGGAACGGUUCCGCCAAAGAAACAAACUCAGAUCUUAAUGACAAAGGUGUUCAAGUUCGUGUUUGGAACCUCCCAAAAAAGAAAAACAUACACAAGGACCUGAAGCAAGCCUUUAAAGGGUUUCCUGGUCUUUUAUCUAUAGAUCCAGCAGUUUCCGCAAAUAAGAAAACCCGUGAUCCUAUCUGUAAGGGUUUUGCAUAUCUUAAGCUGGAGUCUGCAGAUGCUGCAACCAGAUUCGUUGAGAUAUACUCUCGUAAACCUGUGCCAUUUGGCAAGGUUGAGAAGCCAAUCAGUUGUUGUAUUGUCGAUGGGAACAGCUCUGUUGAGCCUUCAAAUAAAGCGUCCAAUGCGACUCAACCAAGAUCGAAGCUCCAAAAUUUGGUGGCUGCAAGUUGAGAACACAUUGAUCUGUCAUCCAGUAGUCAUGCAUAUACUUCUAAAGGUCACAAGUUUGCUGAAGCUUUGGUACACAGAUUAGAUAGUCCCCUGUAUUUGGUUAGAAUUCCUUAGAAAUGCAUCAUCGAGCAAUUUUGGUGGUGUUACCCACGCUGAAACUAAUUUUCAUGUGAAAUGCCAAUCUGACUGAAAAAUGUUCGUGUUAUCUUAUCACAUCAACUCACCAUUUAUAAGUAUUUUGAUCAAUCGACUUAUUCAGAAGCAA
Messenger RNA from Setaria italica (foxtail millet), 1130 nucleotides. RefSeq lists its product as uncharacterized. The transcript has 3 exons. Gene Ontology annotation, molecular function: nucleic acid binding. The record is from RefSeq and is a predicted model, not a curated record. Bases 50 to 865 code for a protein of 271 amino acids. Lineage: Eukaryota; Viridiplantae; Streptophyta; Magnoliopsida; Poales; Poaceae.